ACUAUUCUUUCUAAUUAAACGUAUUACAAACACUGAAAGUUAACUUAAAAGUAUAGACUAGUUGUGGGCCCCACACGUGGCGUACUCCUAAAGUCUACCCUUAUCCCCCACCACCUUUCCAGCUGCACACACACCACCAUCUUGUAGGUACAAAAUGUCUAGUGAGCCACCGGAUAAAGAAGCUUCAAUGAGAAGCAUAAUUGCCGAACAGUUUGGGGCAGAGCUGACCUACAAAGAAGCAGAGCUCACACAGAUAGAGGAUCGAAUACGCCUGGCAAAGCUUAUGCUACAGCGAUUACGUAUGGGAGUGCUUGCUCAGCAUUAUGGAUCAGCUGGAUUCUAUCCAACGGAACUAGACUACAGUCAGGAGAACAUUGGAGUGCAGAGCAGCUGGGACAACUUCGAGGAAGCGGCCAUCGAGGGUCCGGAGGUCAAGGAGGAAGAGCCAAUCGAUGAACUCAACGAUAAGGACGCUGAUGUUUCUAAAGAGAGCACACCACUCGAGAGCUGUGCAUCUGAAGAGAGUAAAAUAUCUGAAGAAGUGAAAAUUAAAGACGAGCCUAUGGAAAGUGAAGAAGUGGUCAAUGGAACUUUAAUAGACACUCGGGAUAAUUCUAUGACCACUCCAACAACGACAAGAAUACAACCUGUAUGCCCACCCCCUGAUCCCCCUUUGAAAUCACAUGAUCAGUCACAUGACAAGGAGGAAUUGUCUUCUGAUCUCGAGUCGAGGUUUUAUCGGAAGAAGCGGAUUAUAGUAGGGAACACGUCUCAGUUCCUGGACCCCUCCUCUCAGUGUGGAGGCUCCACUCACAAGUGGAUGGCCUAUGUGCGUGGCUCUCAGAGUGAACCAGACAUUAGUCAUUUCGUGAAGGCAGUGAGGUUUUUCCUUCAUCCAAGCUACCAUCCUCAUGACAUCAUCGUCAUCAGCAAGCCUCCCUUCCACCUGACCAAGCUGGGUUGGGGGGAAUUCCCCAUUCGAGUGCAGCUGGAGUUUGCGGACAAUUACAAUAAACCUGCGGACAUUAUUCACAACCUCAUGCUCGACCGAACGCAUACUGGACAUCAGACACUGGGGGCGGAGACUGUGGUGGACCUUGACCUCUCAGUGGUCACAGAUAUAGGUCCUGCUCUGGCUGUGAAGCAACUCAAGGAGCGUGCUCAGAAUGGGAUCAACCCACUCGUCAACGGACUUGACAGUAACCUGGACGUGAGCGAGGUCAGAGAGAUAUCCACCACUGAUCCAAACGGAGAUGCGAUUCCGGUGUUCUCUGACGAAAAUGACAUAAAACUGAAUCAAGACGACGCUAUGGAAGUGGAGGAGGAGAAAGAACCGGAGCUACUGGCUGCCAGGUGUUGCGAGUACGUACCCAAGUCCUCCCGCAAGUCUGACUCCCCAGUGGUUAUCCAACACAUCUCGCUACCUAUCGAGAGAGGUUCCAACGAUUCCAUCAUCCUCGACCACGACUACUGUACCACCGUCGUCACCAUUCACACGUCACAGCCCUCGCCCACGCCCACACCCAGCCUCUCACGAGAAAGCUCUGUUCCAAACUCUGAUGUGUCACGAGUAAAAUCGGAAACCUCCUCGGCCCAAGUCCUCACCACCAACCUGGACAAAUGUCUCCACGUUGCAGUGCGUAGUAUUCCCUUAUAUGGGCGUCAAAGUCCUAACGAUGGGUUCCUGCUGUCGGCCUCCUCACUUGCACAGUUCCAGGCGUGGGCGGUGGGACGGAGACGUGCCUCAGAGUGGAUGAGAGCCGUGGCCGUGAAGCAUCAAGUGGAGAGACAGCUGAGGAUCCCAGCUGUGCUUACAACUAAACAGGUGGUUCAGUGGUGUCGGAGGAAUGGCUACACUCCACUGGAUGCCAUUACCAACACCCUCGACUCUGGGUUCUGCAAAUACUGUGGGUGUCAGCUCCGCCCACCCCAGGAAGUUCCCGGUGAAGACAGCUACUCGGUCGUAUCUAAUAUUCACAAGAACUGUUCGAAACGUUUGAAACAAUUAGAACAUUCUACUCUCUCCACUUCUACUUCCACUUUCUCCGAGGUCCUCACCCUACAAGAUGAGCUAACUAGACAAGAACAUUUGCAGGAGCUAAAUCAAGAACUGGAUAUUGAAACAGUUCCCACUGUCCCAAGUAAACCCUCGACAAGUAGCGAAGACACUUCUGUACCUCGAUUCAGAAUCCCACAAACCCCAGAACUGAAAUGGAUUCAACAAACUUCGGCGAAUAUUGGAAUCAGGGUUUACCCUGCUGUUAUAGAUCGUAUGUACGCACAUGUGGUGGAGCACAUGAUCUAUAUGUCCUGUGCCCGAUUUCUACGUUCCAUCCUCGUACAAGCGACCCAGGAGGCGGGGAAUCUCGUGGAGGGGGAGCUGUGUCAAGAGAGGGUGAUCACUCCUCGUCAUGUGCACCAAGCAUUGCGUAACCUCGAGUCAUGUGACUUUGUGACAGACAAGUAUUUGGGCGUGGACGAAGGUGGGAGAAACUUCAGUGAUAGUUCAAGCAGUGAGAGCGAUUCAGACUAGUGAACUAUCCUGUAAUUAUUGUGAGGUAGCGAAAUUUUACAUUACUUAAUUUAUGUAAUUAAUUUUCUUGACAAUGUCUUAUAUAUUUUAUAUUUCAA
Halichondria panicea is the source of this 2631-nucleotide messenger RNA. RefSeq names its product YEATS domain-containing protein 2-like. Gene Ontology annotation, cellular component: NuA4 histone acetyltransferase complex; ATAC complex. The coding region runs from base 155 to 2533 and encodes 792 amino acids. Gene Ontology annotation, molecular function: histone binding. Gene Ontology annotation, biological process: chromatin remodeling; regulation of transcription by RNA polymerase II. The record is from RefSeq and is a predicted model, not a curated record. Lineage: Eukaryota; Metazoa; Porifera; Demospongiae; Suberitida; Halichondriidae. The transcript is spliced from 5 exons.